Micromonas commoda is the source of this 267-nucleotide messenger RNA. RefSeq lists its product with no specific name. The transcript has a single exon. NCBI's taxonomy places the organism in Eukaryota, Viridiplantae, Chlorophyta, Mamiellophyceae, Mamiellales, Mamiellaceae. The record is from RefSeq and is a predicted model, not a curated record. The annotation marks the transcript as partial.
AUGUACAACGGCGCCGUGCGAACGAUGAAGGCCAAGUAUACCAUCGACGAAGGGGACGUGGAGGUGAUUAGGCCCGCGGUGUACCUGAGGGAGAAGGCGCUGAGGGAUUUCUCCUACGACGCGGGGUUGCCGGUCAUCAACGAGAACUGCCCCGCGUGCUUCGAGGCGCCCAAGGAGCGCAAUCACAUCAAGAAACUCCUGGCGCGCGAGGAGAGCGUCUUCCCGAGCCUCUACUCCAGCAUGAGGAACGCGUUGACGCCGCUCUUC